AUCUCCAGGGUGGAGUCCGCGGCGUUCCCGCCCGGAGAGCCGCGCUCCGGUCACCCGAGGCCCGGUGCCCUCGCUCACCUCGCUGACUCCAUCCUACUUCCAUGCACCACCCCCAACCCCGCGUCCCGCGUCCCUCCGGACCUGGCCAGCCGUAACCCACUCCGCCCCACUUAGCGUGCUCAUUGGCCACCCAGGGCCUGCCCUGUCUCCAUAAAUACAUGGUCCCCGGGCAUGGAGCAUGGAGAGGGACAGGAGGAAAGCGCAGCGCCAGCAGCAUCUCUUCUACCUUCCUAGACACCUCCACUUCGCUACUCCAGAGCUGGAAGUCAGACUUGCAACCAGCAGGCGGACUCAUGUCCUUUCCUUUCCUCUUCCAAGAGCCACCCAACUCCCGGCUGCGCUCCUCCAGCCCCUGCGGCCAGUGCUAGGCGGGCAUCCGCUCCCUGAGGCUGCCGCGCGGUGCAGCGUCGAGCAUCCUCGCCGAGUUCCUUUCUGCCCUCUGUCCGUCUUCCGUCCUCUCCAUCACACCUGCUGCCCCUCUUUGCCUCCCUUCCGCAGAAUCGUCAAGGCCCCAGCUCUCGCCGGCGCCUCUUUAGCCACCUCGCCCUUCCCAGCCCCCGCACAUUCCCAAGCGCCCGGUCUCCCCCGCUGCCAUGAGCUCCCCCAUCGGCAAGAGCCGCUCCCUUGCCGCCUUCCUACAGGAGCUGCGCAGCCUGGGGCAGCCCCCCAGACCCGUGACAUCUACGGCGUGCGCGCCCCGUCGGCCGCGGGAGGUGCCCCUCUGCCCCAUGAUGGAACAGGGCGAGGCGCAAGACGCGGCCGCCCUGCCCGGUCCCACCAAGUGGCCACUGCUGGGCAGUCUGCUGGAGAUUCUCUGGAAAGGAGGGCUCAAGAAACAGCACGACACGCUGGCUGAGUACCACGAGAAAUAUGGCAAGAUUUUCCGCAUGAAGUUGGGUUCCUUCGACUCGGUGCACUUGGGCUCGCCGUGUCUGCUGGAAGCGCUCUACCGCACGGAGAGCGCGUACCCCCAGCGUCUGGAGAUCAAACCGUGGAAGGCCUAUCGCGACUAUCGCGAGGAGGGCUACGGACUGCUGAUCUUGGAAGGAGAAGACUGGCAGAGGGUCAGGAGUGCCUUUCAAAAGAAACUAAUGAAACCAGUGGAAAUUAUGAAGCUGGACAAUAAAAUCAAUGAGGUCUUGGCUGAUUUUACAGGUAGAAUAAGUGAGCUCUGUGAUGAGCGAGGCUGCAUUGAAGACUUGUACAGCGAGCUGAACAAAUGGUCAUUUGAAAGCAUCUGCCUUGUGCUAUAUGAGAAGAGAUUUGGGCUCCUUCAGAAGAAUGCAGGCGAUGAAGCUUUGAACUUCAUCAUGGCCAUCAAAACAAUGAUGAGCACAUUUGGGAGAAUGAUGGUCACGCCAGUCGAGCUGCACAAGAGCCUCAACACCAAGGUCUGGCAGGCGCACACUCUGGCCUGGGACACCAUUUUCAAAUCGGUCAAAUCUUGUGUCGACAACCGGUUAGAGAAAUAUUCUGAGCAGCCCAGUAUGGAUUUCAUUAGUGAUGUUUAUCACCACAAUCAGCUUUCAAAGAAAGAACUGUAUGCGGCUGUGACGGAGCUCCAGCUGGCUGCGGUGGAAACGACAGCAAACAGCUUAAUGUGGAUCCUCUUCAAUUUAUCUCGUAAUCCCCACGUGCAACAAAAGCUUCUUAAGGAACUUCAGAGUGUACUGCCUGAGAAUCAGAUGCCACGGGCAGAGGAUUUGAGGAAUAUGCCAUAUUUAAAAGCCUGUCUGAAAGAAUCUAUGCGGCUUACCCCGAGUGUGCCAUUUACAACUCGAACUCUUGACAAAGCAAUGGUUCUGGGGGAAUAUGCUUUACCGAAAGGAACAGUAUUGAUGCUAAAUACCCAUGUGUUGGGGUCCAAUGAAGAAAAUUUUGAAGAUUCAAGUCAGUUUAGACCCGAACGAUGGCUUCAAGACAAGAAAAAGAUCAACCCUUUUGCCCAUCUUCCAUUUGGCGUUGGGAAAAGAAUGUGCAUUGGUCGCCGAUUAGCCGAGCUCCAGCUGCACUUGGCUCUCUGCUGGAUCGUCCGCAAAUAUGACAUCGUGGCCACAGACAAGGAGCCUGUGGAGAUGCUGCACUUGGGCAUCCUGGUACCCAGCCGACAGCUCCCCGUUGCUUUCCACCAGAGAUAGGAGGCCUCAGAUUUUUUUUUUUUUACCAAGACCACGCACAGCAAUUUUUACCCUUUUGCAAGAAUGAGGCUUUGGACUUCUGCAUGACAGGAAAGCACACAUCAAAACCCUGAGCAUGAAACAGCAUGUAAAGAACAUUUAGUCCCAGGUGUUUAUACUCUUUCUUCUGUACAAUUGUUCUAGAAGCUGUACUGUCUGUGUAGCUGAUGGUAUUUAUUAAGAUGGUAUCUGGCUCAGGGAAAGCAGAUUGUUGGAAUGCCAGGCACUCUACAGGGUAUACCGCCUGCUUACACAUAACUUACAUGUAACUGACAUCAGCACCAUCCUGACUUACACAGAAUUGCUCAUCAUCCUGUUUUCUCUUGUAUAGGGCAGUUGGGCACUUAUCCGUUGGUCAGGUAAAAGUCACUAAAUGGGGCUUCCCUGGUGGCGCAGUGGUUGAGAGUCCGCCUGCCGAUGCAGGGGACACGGGUUCGUGCCCCGGUCCGGGAAGAUCCCACAUGCCGCGGAGCGCCUGGGCCCGUGAGCCAUGGCCGCUGAGCCUGCGCGUCCGGAGCCUGUGCUCCGCAACGGGAGAGGCCACAACAGUGAGAGGCCCGUGUAACGCAAAAUAAAUAAAUAAAUAAAGUCACUAAAUGUUUCUGUCCUAGCUUUACCAGAUUCACUGCUGGAAUCUUCACUUCUCAGAAGUUUACAUUUCACAAUGAAAGACCGACUAUAGCUAGAUUAUUGGGGGCCUGUGUAGUAUUGACGAUCCAUUUGUUGUAACUCCGUUUAAUAUAUUUGGGGAAAUACUGCUUAAUAAUAGAAGCAAAACUAAAUAUUGGUUAAAGUUACCAGGUCUCUAUGAAGCUGUUGUUUUUUUUUUCUUGUUUUGAAAUAGAAACAUUAUUGGAAAAUUAGAGAAAACCUCUAUGUUAAGAAGUACUUUAAUGAAGUCAAAACCACCUGUCUAAGAAUGCCUUAAUGAUUUACUGUGGCAUCAUUGUGUUAAAGGAUCCUGAAAUUAUUUAAUUAUGGCAUUGAGUCUAUUUAAUCUAUUAAGGACUGGAUCAGUAGUUUUUAAAUUGUGUGUGUGUGUGUGUGUGUGUGUGUGUGUAUUCAAAUGGCAAUUUGCUUACAUCACUUAAAAAUAUAUAUAUGAUAUUUGACUUAGAAGUUUAGGGCAAUGUUCUAAAGUUUAGUCAUGGCUUAAAAAUAUUCAUUGACUUUCCCUGCCUUAAUUUUCCCAGCUAUAGAUGGGUCAGUAGUAAAGUGUGCAUACAUUAUAGAUUAACUAGGUAAACCAUGUUAUGUGACUUGAACGCCUUGGGAAAAUAUGAUUUCAUAAAUGGAAAAGGCAUAUAGAUUUAAGCAAUACUUGUAAAACUGUUAAAAAUUGUGUUUACAUGUAGUUUAUUUGCACAGGUUUUUACUACUACUUUUCCUAAAAGCAUACUAUAUGUUUCUGUAUAUUUGAUAAAGAUUUCCCUUUUUAGGUUACAUUUUUAGACUAUUUCAGAAGUGUACAUUUAUAUCUUUAUUUUGAACAAAUAUGUGCACAUCACCAAAAUAAGUAUAUGCUUUCUCACUGCUGUGAAAUUCUUUUUAGAAUUACAAAUCCACAUGUGUUGUCAGAUUUCAUCUGUAUAUCUUCUUUGAAUUCUCUAAAAGAAUAAAAGUUUUCAAAUAUGUGA
Messenger RNA from Orcinus orca (killer whale), 3874 nucleotides. RefSeq names its product 1,25-dihydroxyvitamin D(3) 24-hydroxylase, mitochondrial. Gene Ontology annotation, biological process: glucocorticoid biosynthetic process; cellular response to peptide hormone stimulus; cortisol metabolic process. The record is from RefSeq and is a predicted model, not a curated record. Bases 654 to 2198 code for a protein of 514 amino acids. Lineage: Eukaryota; Metazoa; Chordata; Mammalia; Artiodactyla; Delphinidae. Gene Ontology annotation, cellular component: mitochondrial inner membrane. The transcript has 12 exons. Gene Ontology annotation, molecular function: monooxygenase activity; oxidoreductase activity, acting on paired donors, with incorporation or reduction of molecular oxygen; heme binding.